UCUUCACGUUUAUAGUAAGCCAAACCACCACUGUUACGCAAACACUACAUCCGUUUUAACAAUGGAUUUCUCUGAUGAUAUUUAUAUCAAACAAGCUCUGGUGUUGAAGGAAGUUAAGCAUGCAUUCCAGAAACUUGUCAGUGAGGAUUCCAUGGAGAGUUUUCAUGUCAUUGACAUUAUCCAGAGGCUCGGCAUCGAACACCAUUUUGAAGAGGAAAUUGAAGCCGUUCUUCGGAAGCAACACUCCGUAUUUAGCAGUCAUCUCAAUGAUUUUGCCAAUGGCGAUAAACUUUAUGAACUUGCACUUCAAUUCCGUUUACUUAGACAAAGAGGUCAUCACGUUGCCGCAGAUGUGUUUGAUAGCUUGAAGAGUAAUAAAAGAGAGUUCAGAGCUAAAUAUGGUGAAGAUGUGAAGAGUCUGAUUGCCCUGCAUGAGGCAACCCAGCUGAGUAUCGAAGGAGAAGAUAGUCUUGAUGAUGCAGGUUAUCUGAGCCGUCAACUUCUUCAUGCAUGGUUGAAAAGACAUAGAGGACAUCAUGAAGCUAUAUAUGUUGCUAGCACUCUUGAGGAUCCACUUCACUAUGGCUUAUCAAGAUUCAGGGACACAGGUGUAGUUCUAAGUGAUUAUUACAAGACCAAGAAAGAAUGGACAUGCUUAGAGGAACUUGCUGAGAUAAACUCCUGCAUAGUUAGAAUGAUGAACCAGAAUGAAAUCGUUCAAGUUUACAAAUGGUGGAAAGAUCUUGGAAUGGUGAAAGAGGAGAAGUUUGCCAAGUAUAAACCUCUGAAAUGGUACAUUUGGCCCAUGGCAUGCUUCACAGAUCCAAGCUUUUUAGACCAAAGAAUUGAACUCACCAAAUCCAUCUCUCUGAUCUACAUUAUCGAUGAUAUCUUCGACGUUCAUGGGACAUUAGACCAACUUACUUUAUUUAGAGAUGCUGUCAAUAGAUGGGAAUUGGUGGAUACAGAGCAGCUUCCAGACUUCAUGAAAAUGUGUCUAAAUGUUCUUUUCGACAUGACCAAUGAUUUCGCCGAAAAGGUCUAUAAAAGACAUGGAUUAAACCCAAUAGAUACACUAAAAAGAUCGUGGGUACGAUUGUUGAAUGCUUUCAUGGAAGAGGCACAUUGGUUGAGGAGUGGUGAUUUGCCAAGGUCAGAGGAGUACUUGAAUGUUGGAAUUGUGAGCACAGGAGUGCAUGUGGUGCUUCUUCAUGCAUUCUUCCUCUUCGAUCAGUCUAUAAAUAUGGAAACUGUUGCUGUCAUGGAUAACUUUCCCCAAAUUGUUCACUCGGUGGCAAAAAUUCUUCGUCUAUCUGAUGAUUUGGAAGGAUUCAAGAAGGAAGAUGAGAAGGGUGUUGAUGGGUCAUACCUUGAUUGCUACAUGAAUGAGCACAAGCACAUUUCAGCUGAAGAUGUCCAAAACCAUGUUUGCCAAUUGAUUUCAUCUGAAUGGAAACGUCUCAAUGGACAAAUUCUGAUCCAAAAUCAAUUGCCAACAUCGUUUUCCAAUUUCUGCUUGAAUGCUGCUAGAAUGGUACCUUUGAUGUAUCAUUACACCACCAAUAAUCCAUGUCUUUUCAUCCUGAGGGAACAAAUAAAAAUGAUGGUUAAUGUGGAUUCUGACCAUACGUAGUUUCUAUAUGGUCAUGCUUUGCUUCACCAAUAAUCAGAGAUGUCAUAUCUCUUGUUUGUGGUUGGUUCGGAAGAAAUUACCCAAGUUUUUUAAAUGUAUUGUUAGAAAAGUUUCAUUAUCAUUUUGUUUCGCUAGGUAAUAUUUCUUAGGUCAUGUCAAU
Vigna umbellata (rice bean) is the source of this 1793-nucleotide messenger RNA. RefSeq names its product neryl diphosphate diphosphatase, chloroplastic-like. NCBI's taxonomy places the organism in Eukaryota, Viridiplantae, Streptophyta, Magnoliopsida, Fabales, Fabaceae. Gene Ontology annotation, molecular function: terpene synthase activity; magnesium ion binding. Gene Ontology annotation, biological process: terpenoid biosynthetic process. The record is from RefSeq and is a predicted model, not a curated record.